This is a messenger RNA of Pundamilia nyererei, 1469 nucleotides long. RefSeq names its product GTP cyclohydrolase 2 (gene gch2). NCBI's taxonomy places the organism in Eukaryota, Metazoa, Chordata, Actinopteri, Cichliformes, Cichlidae. Gene Ontology annotation, molecular function: GTP binding; zinc ion binding; GTP cyclohydrolase I activity. The transcript is spliced from 7 exons. Bases 406 to 1269 code for a protein of 287 amino acids. Gene Ontology annotation, biological process: tetrahydrobiopterin biosynthetic process; tetrahydrofolate biosynthetic process. The record is from RefSeq and is a predicted model, not a curated record. Gene Ontology annotation, cellular component: cytoplasm.
AUGUCAAAAUCUUUGUAAUGCGUCCUUCUCAUGGCACAGAGUGCUGGUGGUUUCAGUACACAAGUAUCUCAUGUGACCAGGUGGCAUUUUUUAUUUAGCAGAUCAUCUGCCUCCAUCUCAGCCUGUCCCCAGCAUCCUGCUUUGUAUGUCCUCCUUCAGUAUGUCCAAAUACCUCCUGUGUGGGCUUCCUCUUUCCCUUCUGCCUGGCAGUUCUAAUUAAGGAUCUUCUGUCUAAUACAUCCACUAUCCCUCCUCUGUACAUGUCCAAAUCCUUGCCCCCUCCAACUUUGUAUCCAAAAUGCGCAACCUGAGCUGUCCCUCUAAUAUAACCGUUUCUAAUCCUGUCCAUCCUCCCAAUUAAUUAAAAUCUUAACAUCUUCAGUUCUCCCUCUUGUCUUUUUCUCAAUGCCACUGUCUCUAAACCAUACAUCAAAACAGGUUUCACCUUCCCUUUCACUCUUGCUGCUACCCUCCUGUCAAAAAUCACCCCCGAAACCCAUCUCCACCUGCACCACCCUCUUGGUACUCUCUUCUUCACUUCUGUUGUGCACUAUCCAGUGCUCUCCAUGGUUGACUCAAGCAGAGUCCAAGCGCGCCUUAACCAUGAGCACAAAAGUCGGCGACAUCGUGGAGGAGUUCCACACAGACAACAAGAUGUCAACCGUCAACAACCACCACGAGACAUCCCGCAAAGAGUUGGAGGACGCGUCUCGGUUACCAGCGCUGGAGACCGCCUACACCGACAUCCUCAGGCAUCUUGGGGAAGACACCGACCGGGAGGGACUGUUGCGCACCCCGUUGCGCGCAGCCAAAGCCAUCCAGUUCCUCACCAAGGGCUACCAUGAGACCAUCGAUGACAUCUUAAACAAUGCCAUAUUUGAUGAAGACCACGAUGAGAUGGUGAUUGUGAAAGACAUAGACAUGUUUUCACUAUGUGAACACCACAUGGUGCCCUUUUUUGGCAAGGUUCACAUCGGGUAUAUUCCCAACAAAAAAGUGGUGGGACUGAGCAAGCUGGCAAGGAUUGUGGAGAUCUUCAGCCGUAGGCUUCAAGUUCAAGAGCGACUGACUAAGCAGAUCGCCGUUGGGAUAUCUGAGGCUCUGCAGCCAAAAGGUGUAGCUGUGGUUAUUGAAGCGGCGCACAUGUGUAUGGUGAUGCGUGGUGUCCAGAAGAUGAACAGCCGCACAGUGACAAGCGCCAUGCUGGGAGUCUACCUCGAGGACCCCAAAACCCGGGAGGAGUUCCUGUAUCUUUCAAGGCGCACUUAACAGACAUUACGUGCCAUCCACUCCUGAGCCACUGUCUACAGUUGCACGUGGAAAGCUCUAGAGUUCCAGGGGAUCUGCAUCUGACUGCUGCAGAUCCAAGACCUUCACCUAUCGAUCUAACCUCAAUACACUGAAACCGUGAAGAUUUCAGUCUUACUGCUGAUCAUCUAUUGUUGGAAUCACUGUGAACACAACAUACU